Molecule: messenger RNA, 10472 nt
Organism: Equus caballus (horse)
Lineage: Eukaryota; Metazoa; Chordata; Mammalia; Perissodactyla; Equidae
Gene: NSD3
Product: nuclear receptor binding SET domain protein 3
Cellular component (GO): nucleus
Molecular function (GO): protein binding; histone methyltransferase activity
Source: RefSeq, a predicted model, not a curated record
GUCCACGGUCGCCGCGGAGAGGCGUGCGAAGGCCGAGUCGAGCCCCGAGGACCCUGCUGCCCCGGCCCGGCCGCCAGCAUCAGGCUCCUCUUGCGGCAGCGGCUCCGCGGCGACCCCUCAUUCCCUCCACCUCCCCUGCCCACCCCACCUCCCGCAGCCUUCCUCCUCUCCGCUCCACGCCCGGCCCGGCCCGGCCCGGCCGUGGCCCUCUUCGGUGUCGGCCGCCAUGGCAGAGGCGUCCUGCGCGGGGGAAAUCUAGCCCGGGGAUUUCAUGCGGCCUAGCUUGGUUCCGUCUCCUCCCCCCGCGGCCCCGGCGGCUGCCCGAACCCCAGCCCCACUCCGGGCCUCCGUGUCUCUCCUGUGAUCGUACUGACACGGCCGGGGGGUUAGAAUGGAACAAACUGAAGGCCCGAUGAGAGAAAGGGAAAGUUAAGGAUGCUGGAGCAGAACAAUGGAUUUCUCUUUCUCUUUCAUGCAAGGGAUCAUGGGAAACACAAUUCAGCAACCACCUCAACUCAUUGACUCCGCCAACAUCCGUCAGGAGGAUGCCUUUGAUAACAACAGUGACAUUGUUGAAGAUGGUGGCCAGACACCAUAUGAAGCUACCUUGCAGCAAGGCUUUCAGUACCCACCUACCACAGAAGAUCUCCCUCCACUCACAAAUGGCUAUCCACCAUCAAUCAGCAUGUAUGAAACUCAAACCAAAUACCAGUCAUAUAAUCAAUAUCCCAAUGGGUCAGCCAAUGGCUUUGGUGCAGUUAGAAACUUUAGCCCCGCUGACUAUUACCAUUCAGAUAUUCCAAACACAAGACCACAUGAAAUUCUGGAAAAACCUUCUCCUCCACAGCCACCACCUCCUCCUUCGGUACCACAAACUGUAAUUCCAAAGAAGACUGGCUCACCUGAAAUUAAACUAAAAAUAACCAAAACUAUCCAGAAUGGCAGGGAAUUGUUUGAGUCUUCCCUUUGUGGAGACCUUUUAAAUGAAGUACAGGCAAGUGAGCACACAAAGUCAAAGCAUGAAAGCAGAAAAGAAAAGAGGAAAAAAAGCAACAAGCAUGACUCAUCUAGAUCUGAAGAGCGCAAGUCACACAAAAUCCCCAAAUUAGAACCAGAGGAACAAAAUAGACCAAAUGAGAGGGUUGACACUGUAUCAGAAAAACCAAGAGAAGAUCUAGUUCUAAAAGAGGAAACCCCGGUUCAGCCGAUAUUAUCUUCUGUUCCAACAACAGAAGUGUCCACUGGUGUUAAGUUCCAGGUUGGCGAUCUUGUUUGGUCUAAGGUGGGAACCUAUCCUUGGUGGCCUUGUAUGGUUUCAAGUGAUCCCCAGCUCGAGGUUCAUACCAAAAUUAACACAAGAGGUGCCCGGGAAUAUCACGUCCAAUUUUUUAGCAACCAGCCAGAGAGGGCAUGGGUUCAUGAAAAGCGGGUACGAGAGUAUAAAGGUCAUAAACAGUAUGAAGAGUUACUGGCUGAGGCAACCAAACAAGCCAGCAACCACUCAGAGAAACAAAAGAUUCGGAAACCCCGACCUCAGAGAGAACGCGCUCAAUGGGAUAUUGGCAUUGCCCAUGCAGAGAAAGCAUUGAAAAUGACCCGAGAAGAAAGAAUAGAACAGUAUACUUUUAUCUAUAUUGAUAAACAACCUGAGGAGGCUUUAUCCCAAGCAAAAAAGAAUGUUGCCUCCAAAGCUGAAGUUAAAAAAACCCGAAGACCGAGAUCAGUGCUGAAUACCCAGCCAGAACAGACCAAUGCAGGGGAGGUGGCCUCCUCACUAUCAAGUACUGAAAUUCGGAGGCAUAGCCAGAGGCGGCACAUGAGUGUGGAAGAGGAAGAACCCCCUCCUGUUAAAAUCGCCUGGAAAACGGCAGCAGCAAGGAAAUCCUUACCAGCUUCCAUUACAAUGCACAAAGGGAGCCUGGAUCUGCAGAAGUGUAACAUGUCACCAGUUGUGAAAAUUGAACAAGUGUUCGCUCUUCAGAAUGCUACAGGAGAUGGGAAAUUUAUCGAUCAAUUUGUUUACUCAACUAAGGGAAUUGGUAACAAAACGGAAAUAAGUGUCAGGGGACAAGACAGACUUAUAAUUUCUACACCAAACCAGAGAAAUGAAAAGGCAACUCAGAAUAUAUCAUCUCCUGAAACAACAUCUGGUUCUACAGGCUCAGCAGAAAAGAAGCAGCAAAGAAGAUCAAUUCGAACUCGUUCUGAAUCAGAGAAAUCCACUGAGGUUGUGCCAAAGAAGAAGAUCAAAAAGGAGCAGGUUGAAACAGUUCCUCAGGCUACAGUGAAGACUGGAUUACAGAAAGGUGCCAGCGAGAUUUCAGAUUCCUGUAAACCUCUAAAGAAAAGGAGUCGCGCCUCCACUGAUGUAGAAAUGACUAGUUCAGCGUACAGAGACACCUCUGACUCCGAUUCUAGAGGACUCAGUGAUCUGCAGGUAGGCUUUGGAAAGCAAGUAGAUAGCCCUUCAGCUACUGCAGAGGCAGACGUAUCUGAUGUGCAGUCUGUGGAUUCGAGUUUGUCAAGAAGAGGCAUCGGAAUGAGUAAGAAGGACGCUGUGUGUCAGGUGUGUGAAAGCUCUGGUGACUCUCUGAUCCCUUGUGAGGGAGAGUGCUGCAAACACUUCCACCUGGAGUGCCUGGGAUUGGCGUCACUCCCUGAUGGAAAGUUCGUCUGCAUGGAAUGUAAAACCGGGCAGCACCCGUGUUUUUCCUGUAAGAUGUCUGGCACAGAUGUGAAGCGUUGCUCUGUUGGUGCUUGUGGGAAGUUUUAUCAUGAAGCCUGUGUCCGCAAAUUCCCCACUGCCAUCUUUGAAUCAAAAGGAUUCCGCUGUCCCCAGCACUGCUGCUCUGCCUGCUCUAUGGAGAAAGAUGUCCACAAAGCAAGUAAAGGCCGCAUGAUGAGGUGUUUGAGAUGCCCAGUAGCCUAUCACACCGGAGACGCCUGCAUUGCUGCCGGGAGCAUGUCUGUGUCCUCCUGCAUUUUCAUCUGUAGUAAUCAUUCCAAGCGGAGCAGUAACUCUUCCUCUGCUGUAAAUGUAGGCUUUUGUUUCGUUUGUGCAAGAGGGCUGAUAGUUCAGGACCAUUCAGACCCCAUGUUCAGUUCAUAUGCCUAUAAGUCCCACUACCUACUGAAUGAAUCAAAUCGUGCAGAGUUGAUGAAAUUACCUAUGAUUCCUUCUUCGUCAGCUUCCAAAAAGAAAUGUGAGAAAGGUGGAAGAUUGCUCUGCUGUGAAUCCUGCCCAGCUUCCUUCCACCCGGAAUGCCUGAGCAUAGAAAUGCCUGAAGGCUGCUGGAAUUGCAAUGACUGUAAAGCUGGCAAGAAACUGCAUUACAAGCAGAUUGUUUGGGUCAAAUUGGGAAAUUACAGAUGGUGGCCAGCAGAGAUCUGCAACCCCAGGUCUGUGCCACUCAACAUCCAGGGCCUUAAGCACGACUUGGGGGACUUCCCUGUGUUCUUCUUUGGUUCUCAUGACUACUAUUGGGUACACCAGGGCAGAGUGUUCCCUUAUGUUGAAGGAGACAAAAGCUUUGCUGAGGGACAGACUAGUAUUAACAAGACCUUCAAAAAAGCACUGGAAGAAGCUGCAAAACGUUUCCAGGAAUUGAAAGCACAAAGAGAAAGUAAAGAAGCACUAGAGAUUGAAAAAAGCUCAAGAAAACCCCCUCCUUACAAACACAUCAAAGCUAACAAAGUAAUAGGAAAGGUACAGAUCCAGGUUGCAGACCUGUCCGAGAUUCCCCGCUGUAACUGCAAGCCAGCGGAUGAAAACCCUUGCGGCUUGGAAUCAGAGUGCCUGAACAGAAUGCUGCAGUACGAGUGUCACCCGCAGGUGUGCCCGGCUGGGGACCGCUGCCAGAACCAGUGCUUUACAAAGAGGCUCUACCCCGACGCAGAAAUCAUCAAAACAGAGCGAAGAGGCUGGGGCCUCAGGACCAAAAGGAGCAUUAAGAAGGGCGAAUUUGUAAAUGAAUAUGUUGGCGAAUUAAUUGAUGAAGAAGAAUGCAGAUUGCGAAUCAAGCGAGCCCACGAGAACAGUGUAACUAAUUUUUAUAUGUUAACUGUUACCAAGGACCGUAUAAUUGACGCUGGCCCGAAAGGAAAUUAUUCUCGCUUUAUGAACCACAGUUGUAAUCCGAACUGUGAAACACAGAAGUGGACGGUGAACGGGGAUGUCCGAGUUGGCCUUUUUGCUCUCUGUGAUAUUCCGGCAGGGAUGGAGUUAACAUUUAAUUAUAACCUGGAUUGUCUGGGCAAUGGCAGAACGGAGUGCCACUGUGGGGCAGAUAACUGCAGUGGUUUUCUAGGAGUGCGGCCAAAGUCGGCGUGUGCGUCAACAACUGAAGAAAAGGCAAAAAAUGCUAAGUUAAAGCAGAAGAGGCGAAAAAUCAAAACAGAACCAAAGCAGAUGCAUGAAGAUUACUGCUUUCAGUGUGGAGAUGGUGGAGAGCUGGUCAUGUGUGACAAAAAAGACUGUCCCAAAGCAUACCACCUCCUAUGCCUUAACCUGACUCAGCCACCAUAUGGAAAGUGGGAGUGCCCGUGGCACCAGUGCAAUGAGUGCAGCAGUGCGGCUGUCUCCUUCUGCGAGUUCUGUCCGCGCUCAUUUUGUAAAGAUCACGAAAAGGGGUUGCUGGUUCCCUCUGCCCUGGAAGGCCGUCUCUGCUGCUCUGAACAUGACCCCGUAUCUCCUGUGUCUUCAGAAUACUGGAGCAAGAUCAAAUGUAAAUUGGAAUCACAAGAUCCUGGAGAAGAAGUAAAAGAAUAAAUGAGUGAUGAUUUCCUUUUUGUUUAAAUGAAAGAAAGGAACAGCGAAAAGUCGAUAGAUAAUACAUUAGUGAAAGAGAGACUGCUGCAGUGCGUCCAGCCCUUGCCAUCAGUACUGCCUGUUCAAGUGAAGAUGGGCUGGGAAGCCAGUUCGUGCAGGCAGAAGCAGUUGGUGGUAUCCGGGUUUUCUGUUUUGUUUUGCUGGUUUGGGGAUUCUUUUGUGGAGGGUUAGAUUCCCUUGGUCUUUUCUUGCCUUUUAUUACACUUCAAUGCCUUUGCAACUGGAAAAAAAAGAUGUCUUCACUUUUAAAAUAAGAACAAAGAGAAAAGAAAAUUUUGUUAAUGAGAUAAAUUUAAAGUCUAGGAUGUGUUCCUUGGGUGUAAAAAGCAAAAGUAGCCAUCAUUCCUUUAUUUAUUUUCAUUUUUAAAAAUUUUGAGACGUGUAGUUCAGAUAGUCUAGUCAGUGUGCGUGUCUUACGUAGGCGUUGGAGAAAGCCCUCUGGAAAAGGGCGCGCUGGUCUUCAUGGACCUGACUGAGCAGUAGGUAGGCUAACUCCUUCCCUUCCAGGUGCCUUUCACAGUCCUGGAGAAGGGCUCUCUGGGAGUAUUGAAUCUGGCCGCCUGAAAACAAAAUGCCUCGUGGAUUUUAUCUCUGUGGUCUUAAACUAGGUGGGCUUUGUGGUAUGAUAACUUUACCUGGAAAGGUAUAUAAUGUGGUUUUUGGUUUUUUUGUUUUGGAGGAAAAAACAAAUGGAUGCACUCACUGAGUUUGACACAUUUCAUUGAUAGUGGGUGUUUUUGAUGAAGUGCGUUUAUGUGGAUAUGAAUGCAUAGUUAGAAUAGUCAUUCCUGUUAUCUUGACACACUGAUAAAGGCAGCUAGAGGGAGAUGAAAGGUACAGACCAAAAAUUGGAUCAUAUAAGCACUGUCUUCUGUCCAAUUUAAUGUAGACCUUGGUCUGACUUGGAAUUAUGGGCAUUUUAUUUCCUGUCUCUGCUUCCCUCUCCUAAUCAAAUAUUCCCUUUGUCAACUGACCACUCAGUCAUGUUUCCUGGUGAAAACUACACAAAUGAAUUUGAAUUGUAUUUGAAUAGAUCCUUUUGGUUUAGUUCCUAAUUUAGAGGGUGAGAGGCAUCCCCAAGUUCUAUGUAAACAGUUUCUAUUUAGCAUUAUCCAGUACUUAAAACUGCCCCACUGAGGAAGGGGAAGCACUUCUACAGGGUAUCUAAGAACCACGCAAACACACUUCAGCUUAGGAAGCACUUAGGGAAAGCUCCCAAGAAAGCAGUGUUAGCAAAAAUGGUUGGCUGUGAUGCUUGGAUCUCAUAGAUGCAAGUGUGCCAGGAUGUCUGCCCACAAAAUUCACUUGCUUUUAAUGCUUAGGAAUAUGUAUAUUCCAGUAUUCCUUAUAUGGAAUAAUUAGUAAUGUCAGACAUUAUUGUAACACUGUACUAAGUAGAAGUCUAGGGUUAGCUCGAAUGAACGUGAACUUUCUAUGUGAAUUCUGACUGCUUACAAUUGCUGGUUACCUGGUAGCAUUUCUUUUCCCUCAAGAAGUACCUAGUAACCUUAUGAAGGCAGGGAGGAUAGAUGCUCUACCACAUUCCUUCAGUUGUGUUAUGUGUGUUCUUCUUUCUUACAAUUUAGAGCUCUUUUCUGGAAAAAAAGCUAUUUUGUGCCCCUCUCUCUCUCUUUUUUUUUUUUUUUUUGUAUGUAAAUGUGCAAUUAUACUGGAUUUUCUCUUGUAAAAAACAAAAAACACUACAAUUCCUUUACUAAAGCUCCUAAACUGCCAUUUGCCUGAUUCCAGCAGUUAAUUCUGAGGUAACUUAUUGGGCCUCCAAUAAUUCUAUUGAUUAGAUAUGGUCCCAAAAGAAAGAGCAAAAUGGAAAAUGCUAGACAUGUUACCAAAUAGAACUGCUACAAGUAACAUGAAUUUACAGCUCACCGAAACACUAAACUUUGCUCUUGAGCAAUUAUAUAGUUUGAUGUCCUUUUAAAAAAUAAUUUAAGAAAAUCUAGGUUUUCUCAUACUGAAACUUUAUUUUAUAUAUGUAUACGAUAAAUGUUUGCUUUUUUAAACUUACUAACAUGAAGAAUUUCCUUUAAUAUUCGAAAUGCAGCUCUUGUUGAAACAGUAUCUGACAUGAAAUCUUAUCUCCUUGCUUUGUUUUGGACUUAGUGCUAUUUAAUAUCUGAUGACUUUUAUAUGGUAAGCCAGGGUAUAUCCUAUAUACUACAAAUACCUUAGGUUUAAGUAUUUUUAUGCAGCUUCUUCAUUGUGUCACAUUUUGUUUCUAUAUCUGUAACAGAGCUCUGCUGAGAUUUCUGUUAUUUUGGCGGCGGGGGCUGGUGACUAGUAGGACUGCUCUGCCAUUUCAGAAAUCAGGGUAGAAAACAAAACAGCUAACCACAGCUCUGGAGUCUGUCCAUGAGUGUGCUUCAGCGGUCUGAAAAGUGGUUUGAGUCAUGCUAGUGCCAAGGAGCUCUCCUCACGCCUGCACAGCGUCACUUGUUGACCCAUCUUAGAGAUUUUGCAGUCGCAGGUUACGGAAGCAGAGAGAGUAAGCUGUGCUUUGUGUGUGAAUGCUAUACACGCACUGUGCUUGCUUUGCUUCACCAGUGAAAUAUUCCGAAAGACAUACUGUUCACUCGGAAUCUGAAGUUGCUAUUUGUUAACCUUUAAAUGUGUAUGUGGUCAGAGCAUGAGUGGUUGGUUUUUAUUCUUGUCCAAAAUUGAAAUAACUCGAAGUAGCAUAGUAUAAUGGUGGUAUUUUCUUUAACCUCAUGUUAAUUCUUUGGAGGAAGAAGUGAAUGUAAGAUUUUUGAUAAUCAGCAGAAAGCUUCAGAAAUUGGAUGGAUAACAACUAAAGCUGAGAUCCUGGGAAAGCUUCCAGGCUCUGUGCAGUGGAGGGAGGGGCUGACCUGUGGCCAGUGUGAGGAAUCAGGAGCGCUGCCUAUCGCUGGCUAAGGGAGGGCAGAUGGCCCUUCAUCCCUGGAAGGCUGAGGCAGCUGGAGGAAGCGUUUCACUUCUUUAAUAUCUAAUCAGGGCUAGAGUUAGGAGUGAGGGGGGUUUAUUUUCAUUUUUGUUUUAUCAAGUUCCCACACUGUCUUAAUUCUCAAAAAUGUUCUGGCCUAGGCUAUAGAAUAGGCUGACUCUUAGAAUCACUGAAACCUGAAGACUUCUGUGUUCAAGUCAGCAGCAUGUCUAAAAACUUAACGGAACUGGGGAGAGGGAGGCAGGCUGCUCCCAGCCCCCUCUGUCACGUCCACCUGUUUGGAAACACGCCUGUAACCGAGCUGCGGAACUCCGAGGUGAUCAUGUAAAGGACCCUGACGCAGCGCAGGCUGUUGGACAGCUUCUCUCCUGGUUUGUGAAGCAGUUUCCUUUUUGAGUAAUUUGCUGCGUGGCAUGUGUUCCAGUCAGGGUCAGUCCCAGGCCGUGCGGUUUAGAAACAGAUAGGCCGGCUCCACAGAAUGUAAUCUCUGGACUGCCCAAGAUUUGUUGCUUGUCUUUCAUUUCACUUUUAAAUACAAAGCUGUUCCUUUACUGUUCACCUUAAAGUCAAGGUGCUGCCACAUGCCGCCUUCCGACAGGAUAAGAAAACAACUUGGGAAGCUUACCUUUGAUGGACUUCCACAUUAGGUACGAUGACACCGGGAGGCUGCUUUAUUGCUGGGCAGUGCAAACUAGACUGGAAUUACUUCUUACAAGUCUGACGCGGCGAGCCACCCCCAAGUUGUCCACGUUGCUGCAGACAUGAAGUGAUCAUUUGGAAGAAUUUCCUUUGGCCUAGGGUCACCUAGAAUUGGUCUCUGGUUAUUUGUACACAAAGAGUAGAACUCGCUUCCAUUUUCAGAUAGGCUAGGGAAUAGAUGUAAUCAGACAGCUUUGCCAUAUAUUAACAGAUACUGAAAAGUGGGAAAUGUGUAUAUACGGAAAUCUACCAACUUCUAUCUGGGGUGGGGUAUAGGGAGAAAAGGGUUAUAACGGGAGGGGAGGGGGAUGAUGAUGUUUACCGCAGGUACGAAGUAGUCACUUUAACAUUGAGACCUCUGCCUCAUUGAAUUCAGGUUUUUUAAGUACUUGAAACUCUUCAGAUUCUCCUUAUUUUACAGUUAUUUUUAAAUUUAUGAAAUAGAAAGCAUUGUUUUGUAUACUGCUUUGAAAAUAAAUAGCCUAGUCUCUUAUCCUCUUUGACUUGGAUGAAAGGCAGAAUUCUGCAAAUGGGAGAGUGUUCACAGUUGAUAGCUCAGAUUCAUGCACACAUCUGAGGAAGAGACUCCUGCAUGAAAUACCAGCAGCAUUUUUACAAAUAUUUCUGUCAUAUGUUCUUUAGUUUGUCAUUUUGUCAGCUCUAUCCCCAAGCACUUCUUUCCUUUUAAUAUAUGCCUGUGUUGGAAAAACAAAAAUUUGCACUUACGUUACACUCCUAAAAUGCUGGGUGUAACCUGUGUGUUUCAAAAAUCAUUUCCGUUGUUUUUUCGUCAGUCCAUUGCUUCAGUGACAAGUUCAGGUGCUUGUGGCACAUAUGUGUGAAGGGAGAGGAGAAGAGAAUUACCUUUCCUUGGGUAGCCUCUAAAAGUUAUUAACAUGCAAGAAAAAGGGAAAAGAUGAAUAGUUGCCAAAGUCAUUUAUUCAGUCCUUAGUUUUUUAUGUGACAUUACUGCAUCUGAUCGGCAAGACAGUGCCCUCAGGUUCCAGUACUCCCUUCCCCACCUGUUACAGACUUCUGAUACAGGCAGACGGCUCUCAGUAUCCAGCAGCUUACCUAGGUAAGGUAUUUACAAGGUAGUCUUGUCAGUUUAGAAGUGGACUGCAUAAACUUUACUUUGUUGUCAUUAAUAUUGCUCUUUAUCUCAUUUGUGCUGUCACAUACCCUGUGUUAAAAAAGAAAAUCAUAUUGCAACCGAUAACCAAGAUGCUAAAUGAUUACAACUGGCUAAUAAUUCUUUUUAUAUACAAGGGUGUGUGCAUAAUUGGAAUUGAUAUGAGAAUUCAUUUGUAUCCACUUGUGAUAUUGCACAACAAACACAGAUACCUACAGAUUCUGUUUUCAUUUCCUUGUGACCUUUAUCUAUGAUAAUGACCUUUGUAGAUUGGUUUUUUCUGUACUUUGUUUAUCUGUAAUAAACUUUGUAGAUCCUGUGAAAUGUUAUUUUGCCUAAAUCACUUGAGACUUGAGUCUUUAAUAACAAAGCAUCAAUAUUCACUAAAGUCAAUCUCCUUUGAGUUUCUGUGACUUGGCUAGAACCUCUUGACACUAAGGGAUUAGUGUUAAUUUUCCCUGGGGAUGUUCCACUAGGGCAUUACUGUAUAAUGACGAUGUUGCCACAUAGACUUCAAGAUAUAUGAUAUUUUGGGGAUUUUGUUGAUUGGCCUAUGUUUUAUUGCAUAGUGUGAAACGUGUAAAACUUGGUUAACCUGUAUAUAGAUAGCUUAUUGUUGACUAGUUACAGUGUACUUAGGAUUGCCUGUAAUAUUUAAGCUUCUUACUACUGUGUGUGCUGGUAGGAACAUAUAAUUUUUGUACAUUAUAUUUACUGAGAUGUUACCAUUUUUUAUUUUACAAAUACUUUGGAAUUCAAAUGUGUUUUUUGUUUCUGUGAGGAUUAAUUUGGAAAGGUUUUUAAUGACAUUCCACUGAUUUCAGAUUUUGCUUGAGAUUGACUUCAAUAAAUUGUCCUGUAUGUUCCAAAUUAAA